Aspergillus alliaceus is the source of this 913-nucleotide messenger RNA. RefSeq lists its product as uncharacterized. The transcript has a single exon. Bases 66 to 782 code for a protein of 238 amino acids. The record is from RefSeq and is a predicted model, not a curated record. NCBI's taxonomy places the organism in Eukaryota, Fungi, Ascomycota, Eurotiomycetes, Eurotiales, Aspergillaceae.
GACCCAGUUUCUCACCUCAGGCGAUCCUAGCAGCAGCAGCAGCAGCAAGUUAAAAAGCAAAAACAAUGGGCCUCAUCGAGGGCCACACUCGCUACUCACUAUCACAUUCCCGUUACAAUAAGGAACCGCAACCGCACGUUCAAAUAUCAAACAAUGACCCCAUACCCAGCCCAAGCCCGACAUCUCGACGACAGCCCACAUCCGUAAGUGAACAAACAUCCGAGCUCCUCAAAACCACAGACCACAUCCGGACCCAACUGCGCGAAGUCGAGCGUCUGCGCCAGCUCCACGAUCACAUCCUAGGUGAUGACGAGCGCGCGUGGAUCGACUCGACCAUCCAAGACAUUGCGGGUGCGGCGCGCGACGUGGCGGUUCUGAUCGAGCCGACUCGCGUAGAGGUGGAGGCUCGCAAUGGGAAACUAAGUCUGGGGAGGCAGCUGCGCUGGAUAUGUCGGGAUCGCGGACGGGCGCAAGAUAAGAGGGUUCGCUUGCUGGCUUGUUAUCAGAGUCUUAUGGCUGUCUUGGAGAGGCUUCAGCGGCUGGGUUACUCUACUGAAGCUGCGGUAUAUGAGCUCGAUGCGGGGUCCGUGGCGAAGAGCUUGUCUGAGUCUAGGGAAGUGGCUUCGGAGUUGGAGGGUGAGGUGAAGGCUGGGGUUUCGGGGCCACCGAAUUAUGAGAUGUAUGAUAUGUUAGCUUGGCGGCGGUCCAGGGGGGCUGCGACUAGCAAGGAAAUCGAUCAUUGUCAAGUACGGACUACUACGGGGGAUGUCGGCGUUAGUUGAGGUUAGGGUCUGGAAUAAUCAGCCUUCAAAUUGUUCUGGUCUCUAUCUUGUUUUUACGGUGACGCUUGUUAGUAUAUGAUAUCCCAAUGCUAUAUACACUUGAUAUAACUGAACUAUCUCAUGGCACUCCG